GUGCCUUGGCCACAGAAGGUUUGGGAACCCCUGCAUUAAAGAAACAGUUCCUGCAGUACCGACACCUGCAUGCAGGGGGACCACACACUCUGAAUCACACAACACAUUCCGACACACUGCUUCCACCAUGGGCUCCUCGGCGGCUGCAGCCCGAGCUCUGCGGCUCUCUGCGCUCUGCCCCCGGACACCCCCUGCUGCACGGACCGCUGCAACCAGAAGAAAGCUCAGUGAGUCCCGGGAUCUGAAGAGCAUCGAUGAGCUGCCCGGGCCCAGUUUACCCACCACCCUGUACUGGUUAUUCGUCAAAGGAUAUGCGGACAAGAGCCACUUACUGCAGCUUGUACAGAAGAACCUGUUCGGGCCCAUCUGGCGCUCCAGGUUCGGCCCGUUCGACAUCGUCAAUGUGGCGACGCCGGAGCUCAUCGCUCAGGUGAUCCAGCAGGAGGGACGCUACCCGGCGCGGGCCGAGCUGCCCCACUGGAAGGAGUACCGGGACCUGAGAGGACAGGCCUACGGGCUGCAUGUGGACACGGGGCCGGAGUGGUACCGAAUCCGCAGAGCCCUGAACCCCAAGAUGCUGAAGCUGCAGGAAGUGACGGCCUACGCCCCCAUCAUCCACCAGGUGGUGGGAGAUCUGCUGCACCGCAUCGAGUUCCUCCGAAGUCGCAGCGAGGACCGCGCCACCAUUUCAAACAUGGCCGCUGAGCUCUACAAGUUCGGCUUUGAAGGCAUCUCCUCCAUCUUGUUUGAGACCAGGUUGGGCUGCCUGCAGGAGGAGAUUCCCCGGGACACGCUGCGCUUCAUCACCGCCGUCGAUGACAUGCUGAUGCUCUCCGAGCUCGUGGUCCUCUUCCCCCGCUGGAGCCGCGGCGUCCUGCCCUUCUGGAGGCGCUUCGUUCAGGCCUGGGACGACCUCUGUGGCGUUGCCCGGACGCUCAUCGACAGGAGGAUCGCUGAGAUCGAGGCUCAGGUGAGCAGCGGCGAGCCGGCAGAGGGCAUGUACCUGACCUACCUGCUGUCCUCUGACAGGCUGAGCAGAGGCGAGGUCUACACCAGCGUCACCGAGCUGCUGCUGGGAGGGGUCGACACGACCUCCAACACCCUGUCGUGGACGUUGUACCACUUGGCGAGGGACGGCGGGGCUCAGGAUCGACUGUACAGAGAGGUGAACGCCGUGUGUCCCGACAGACGGGAGCCGACCACAGACGACCUGCGCAGGAUGCCCUUCCUGAAGGCCGUCGUCAAGGAGACGCUACGCCUUUAUCCCGUGGUCCCUGGAAACGGACGGUUUAUGUCCGAGGACGAGGUCGUCGUGGGAAACUACUGGUUCCCCCAGAAGACUCAGUUCCAUCUGUGUCAUUACGCCGUCUGUCACGAUGAAGCACAGUUUGUAGACGCUGAGCUCUUCAUCCCGGAGCGGUGGAUCCGUGCCAAGGCGCCCGACAGCGACUUCAGUGUAGCGGCGCCCGGCUUCUUCCAGCACCACCCGUACAGCUUCAUCCCCUUCGGGGUCGGCUUGCGAGGAUGUGUGGGGAAGAGGGUGGCGGAGAUGGAGAUGUUCUUUGCUCUGUCCAGGCUCAUGCAGCACUUUGAAGUCCAGCCUGAACAAGGUGCACCGGUCGUGGAGCCUAAAACUCGAACCCUGCUCAUCCCUGCAAAGCCCAUCAACCUGCGCUUCCUGCCCAGAGCCUGAUGAUGGCGCCGCUGAGGGUCAACUGUACACGUGCGAGUCCAACUAAAUGAGCUGCAAAUGUGUGUACACACCUGUAAUCUAUACAGGUGUGUACACACCUGUAAUCUAUACAGGUAUAGAUCAAAUCCAUGAAUAACAUAUACGACGACAUGAGUUACCAAAGUACAGGAAAGUCCUGGAACUAUAUUCAGAACACAAAUCACUGAAGGAACGAUUUGUAGCGUGAAUAUAAGAAAAUGCACCAAUUCAAUCAUGAAAAAGUAACAAGCGUGUGAUUUUUGCUAACUUGUGAGUUCAUGAAUGCAUUUUAACAUCACCAUAUAAAUACCUUAUAAAGUCAGUGAAGAAGUUGAAGCACAUCUGACACUCCUGUGACACUGACACUCCUGUGACACUGACACUCCUGUGACACUGACACUCCUGUAACACUGACACUCCUGUGACACUGACACUCCUGUGACAC
Molecule: messenger RNA, 2156 nt
Organism: Cottoperca gobio
Lineage: Eukaryota; Metazoa; Chordata; Actinopteri; Perciformes; Bovichtidae
Gene: cyp27a2
Product: cytochrome P450 family 27 subfamily A member 2
Exons: 9
Coding region: 128-1693 (521 amino acids)
Biological process (GO): C21-steroid hormone biosynthetic process; cellular response to peptide hormone stimulus; glucocorticoid biosynthetic process
Cellular component (GO): mitochondrial inner membrane
Molecular function (GO): oxidoreductase activity, acting on paired donors, with incorporation or reduction of molecular oxygen; iron ion binding; heme binding
Source: RefSeq, a predicted model, not a curated record